This is a messenger RNA of Emys orbicularis (European pond turtle), 1104 nucleotides long. RefSeq names its product Wnt family member 7A (gene WNT7A). Gene Ontology annotation, cellular component: extracellular region. Gene Ontology annotation, biological process: neuron differentiation; multicellular organism development; canonical Wnt signaling pathway. The record is from RefSeq and is a predicted model, not a curated record. The transcript has 4 exons. NCBI's taxonomy places the organism in Eukaryota, Metazoa, Chordata, Testudines, Emydidae. Gene Ontology annotation, molecular function: frizzled binding; cytokine activity. Bases 1 to 1104 code for a protein of 367 amino acids.
AUGAGGACCAGAACAAACCAUGAAGAGAGACUGAACAUACAUCGAGAAGGAGAAGAGAAGCAGAUAGCCCUGUGUCUCCAGCCACCUGCCAUACAUCUUCUGCCAGUUACACACACCUGCAAAGGGGGUUUUUCCUCUGUGGUGGCUCUGGGGGCCAGCAUCAUCUGUAACAAGAUCCCGGGUUUAGCUCCUAGACAGAGGGCAAUCUGUCAGAGCAGACCCGAUGCUAUCAUAGUGAUCGGAGAAGGGUCUCAAAUGGGAAUCAACGAAUGUCAAUUUCAAUUCCGAAAUGGACGCUGGAAUUGCUCUGCCUUGGGGGAAAGGACGGUCUUUGGAAAAGAGCUGAAAGUGGGUAGCAGAGAAGCAGCAUUCACAUAUGCCAUCAUCGCCGCUGGAGUAGCACAUGCGAUCACUGCUGCCUGUACCCAGGGAAACCUAAGCGACUGUGGCUGUGAUAAAGAAAAACAGGGACAAUACCAUAAAGACGAAGGAUGGAAAUGGGGAGGCUGUUCUGCUGACAUCAGAUAUGGAAUAGGAUUUGCCAAAGUGUUUGUGGAUGCAAGGGAGAUUAAACAGAAUGCAAGGACUCUCAUGAACUUGCACAACAACGAGGCGGGACGUAAGAUUCUUGAAGAAAACAUGAAAUUAGAGUGCAAGUGCCAUGGAGUUUCAGGAUCUUGUACUACUAAGACAUGCUGGACAACCCUUCCUAAAUUCCGGGAGCUGGGCUACAUCCUUAAGGACAAAUACAAUGAAGCUGUUCAGGUUGAACCGGUGAGGGCAAGUCGCAACAAGCGUCCAACCUUCCUUAAAAUAAAGAAGCCACUGUCCUACCGCAAACCCAUGGAUACAGAUUUAGUGUACAUAGAAAAAUCUCCAAAUUACUGUGAAGAAGACCCUGUCACUGGCAGUGUGGGAACACAGGGCAGAAUGUGCAACAAAACAGCCCAGCAGACCAAUGGCUGUGAUCUGAUGUGUUGUGGUCGAGGUUACAAUACACACCAGUACUCACGAGUGUGGCAGUGCAACUGUAAAUUUCAUUGGUGCUGCUACGUAAAGUGUAAUACGUGCAGUGAAAGAACAGAAGUGUACACCUGUAAAUGA